Solanum pennellii is the source of this 1444-nucleotide messenger RNA. RefSeq names its product farnesyl pyrophosphate synthase 1-like. The record is from RefSeq and is a predicted model, not a curated record. The transcript has 12 exons. Gene Ontology annotation, cellular component: cytoplasm. Gene Ontology annotation, molecular function: (2E,6E)-farnesyl diphosphate synthase activity; dimethylallyltranstransferase activity. Bases 16 to 1230 code for a protein of 404 amino acids. Gene Ontology annotation, biological process: trans, trans-farnesyl diphosphate biosynthetic process. Lineage: Eukaryota; Viridiplantae; Streptophyta; Magnoliopsida; Solanales; Solanaceae.
CAAUACUCUAAUAUUAUGUAUUUGCUACAAAAAGGGAGGUUGUUACUCACAAAUUACAAAUGCUCUUUGUCACUUCUCAACCAAAUACAUAGCUAUUUGGAUCCUAUAUAUGCGAAAGAAGAGAAGCAUUGCAUUCAAAGAUCCCAAAAAUUCUCAUAUUUCUCUGAAAUUAACGAAAAGAACAGUUUUUUCAGUGGGAAAAUGAGUGAUUUGAAGUCGAAGUUCUUGGAUGUUUACAAAAUACUGAAAUCUGAGCUUCUUAAUGAUCCAGAUAUCGAGUUUACUGAUGAUGGUCGUCAAUGGGUCGAACGGAUGUUGGACUACAAUGUACCUGGAGGUAAGCUGAACCGUGGGCUCUCUGUUAUUGAUAGCUACAGUUUGUUGAAAGAAGGGAAAGAACUAACCAGUGAGGAAAUCUUUCAAACAUCUUCCCUUGGCUGGUGCAUUGAAUGGCUUCAAGCAUAUUUCCUUGUUCUUGAUGAUAUAACGGAUGGCUCUCAUACACGCCGAGGUCAAAAAUGCUGGUUCAGAUUACCCAAGGUUGGCAUGAUUGCUGCUAAUGAUGGCAUACUUCUUCGUAACCACAUACCAAGAAUUCUUAAGAAGCACUUUAGAGGAAAGCCUUAUUAUGUUGAUCUUCUUGAAUUGUUUAAUGAGGUGGAAUUUCAGACUGCCUCUGGACAAAUGAUAGAUUUGAUUACCACACAUUCUGGAGAGAAAGAUUUAUCAAAAUACUCAUUGCCUGUUCAUAGGCGGAUUGUCCAGUAUAAAACUGCUUAUUACUCAUUUUAUCUCCCAGUGGCAUGUGCACUUCUUAUGGCAGGAGAGAAUCUUGACAAUCAUGUUAAUGUCAAGAACAUACUACUCGAAAUGGGAAUAUAUUUCCAAGUUCAGGAUGAUUACUUGGACUGCUUUGCUGAUCCAGAGAUAUUGGGUAAGAUUGGCACGGAUAUUCAAGAUUUCAAGUGCUCUUGGUUGGUAGUGAAAGCCCUAGAACACUGCAAUGAUGAGCAGAAAAAGUUAUUACAUGAAAACUAUGGAAAAGAUGACCCUGCUUGUGUUGCUAAAGUAAAGGCGCUCUACAAUGAUCUCAAACUUGAGGAUGUGUACCUGGAAUAUGAGAAGAGUAUAUAUGAAAAGCUGAUCAACUCCAUUGAAGCUCAACCAAGCAAAGCAGUGCAAGCAGUUCUGAAGUCAUUCUUGGCAAAGAUAUACAAAAGGCAGAAGUAGGAGAUAAAAUUAUUUAACUUCAAUAUUUAAUGUUUCGAAUUAUUUGUUUUAUUUUCUAUCGGGUGUUCGGUACCUGCUUGGAGCCUGAAUAAUUCAAAUCUGUGCUAAGAGGCGGAAUCACGAUUUGAAAGUGUCGGAGACAUCUCUAUCUUUAACAUAGACAUGUUAUUUGUUUUUCCCCUUCAAAUAAAUGAGACAUGUUAAUUACUUACUA